Molecule: messenger RNA, 804 nt
Organism: Brassica rapa (field mustard)
Lineage: Eukaryota; Viridiplantae; Streptophyta; Magnoliopsida; Brassicales; Brassicaceae
Product: glutathione S-transferase T2-like
Source: RefSeq, a predicted model, not a curated record
AUGGAUCCAAGGAUUCCGUAUAGCCAGUCCACUGGGUAUAUGGGCCUUCUUAACAGUCAACAAGGAAGUGUCUGUCCUGAAAACUCUCCAUAUGAGACAUUUCCUUCUCUAUCUCAACAGUUCCCUCAGUUUAGUUCACAAGAAAGUGAGGCUCCAACUCCACCUACAGAGAUACCCGUGGAGCGUGGGAGGAGACAUAAAUGGACCCCAUCCGAGGAUGAGAUGCUGAUCACUCUGAAUGGUGGAGAUGGCGGAAAUGUUGUUGAAAGUAGCGAACAUGUUCAUUACAAGCAGAGGUGGCACAAGAUUAAUAUAGAAACCAACAGGUUUUGUGCUUCAUAUGCGGCUGCGGAGCGACAGAUAAGUAGUGGUCAGCAUGAGAAUGAUGUUCUUAAGAAGGCCCAUGAGAUCUUCUACCUCGAUCACCAGUCCAAAUUUACACUUGAACAUGCGUGGUGUGUGUUGAGGUAUGAGCAGAAAUGGCUUAACCUCAACACCACUCACGCUACUGUAAGUUCAAAGCGGAAAACCGGUGUAUCAGAUUCCCAACCUACCACCCCAAAUGUUGGUGGAGAAGAGAUACGCCCCGAAGGAGUAAAGGCUGCAAAAGCUAAUCGGAGUGCAAUGGGUAAGGGAAAAUCUGUUGCUGACUGUACGGCGGUUUGGGAGCUGAGGAAGGAGGAUUUGGAGAGGAAAGAAAAGCUGUCAAAGCUUGCCAUCUUAGACACUCUUCUAGCCAGAACCGGACCACUCAGUGAGGCUGAAGAAGUAGCCAAAAACAAGCUCCUCGCCGAGUAUUUCUAG